Molecule: messenger RNA, 1467 nt
Organism: Cadophora gregata
Lineage: Eukaryota; Fungi; Ascomycota; Leotiomycetes; Helotiales; Ploettnerulaceae
Exons: 4
Coding region: 1-1467 (488 amino acids)
Biological process (GO): resolution of meiotic recombination intermediates
Molecular function (GO): single-stranded DNA binding; single-stranded DNA 3'-5' DNA exonuclease activity
Source: RefSeq, a predicted model, not a curated record
AUGAAGAACUCGUAUCCAUCAGUACAGUCAUUCUACAAGAGGGAAGUACAAGCAGAGAAAGAGCCGGCUGCAGAUGCUGCUCAAGUCAAAGUUGGUGACGGCUUCACAGAGGAGGAGCUUUCUGAUGCGCUCGACCCAUUGAGCCGCAAGUGGGAUCCAGAACGAGAGUACGAAGAGUUGAAUAUCGUGCAAUUGAUUCCUGGUCCUCGUGCUGUAACGUUCGUCGGGAGGAUCGUGAAUCUGGCGACAUUCUUUGGCCACACCCCGAAGCAGCCCAGAGCAGCAGGCUUCCAUUCUUUGAUUGCUAAAGAUGACUCUGGAGCUAUUUCAAUCAAAUUGUACUUCGCGCGCGAUCAAUACCCUCUUAGAAUCGGUCAGCUCCUCUCCCUCUGGACGCUCUUCAUCUCCGACACCUCCAAGAUCGGCAGCAGCAUUGUCAGUGCCGUCAGUGUCUGCGCCAACAUGUUCCCCGGCCGCGUUACUUCCGACCAUAUCAUGAUCCAUACCACCGGUAGCACUGAUGGCAUCUGCCGCACUCCUCUCGAGUACAAGAAGGGCCACCCUCUGCCCGGUCUCAUGACGCUGGAUACUUGGCUAAAGGGCGGGCACGACGGUGUCACCGGCGCAAAGAUCCUCGUCUGCGUGAAGAGUCUCGGGGGCCGCAAGACCAUUAAAAGGAAAGAUGGCGCGGAGAGCGACCUAGCUGACGUCGGACUCUUCGACCAUACCGGUGAAGUGCGGAUGACGCUGUGGAACUCGCAGAUCGAUUCCUGCAAGGACUGGCAGCCUGGAAGUACCAUCCUCUUACUGUCCAACCCAGGCUACAAAGUCCAGUUUUCCGGUAAAGGAAGCGUGGGCAUUACGCACCAGACUAUGAUUGAUGUCGAGCCUGACUUUCCCGAUGCGGAUUGGCUGCGGAAAUAUGCGGCGGGUUUGAUGAAGAAGGAGAGCUUGAAUGUGGCUUGGCCGGAGGGAGUGUGGGAUGUGGAGGCUGCGGAGUAUGGGGUUGUGAGGAUGCUGUUUACGCUUGCGGAGUUGGAUCGAUGGGUCAGAUCGGAUGGUAAUCAGACGUUUACGGGUAUGAUUAAUGUCACUAUCAUGGAAAUGUCUCUGGUCUCGCUGCAUAGAAGGAAUAUGCUCAUGUGUGCUGAAUGCUGCGGCGUGCCAAUCUACUCCAACAGCCUCUCAACUCCUUGCCGCAACUGCUCCAAGCCUCAAGAACUCUCCCUCAACCCUCGCAUAAUCGGCACUCUCCUCGACGAGACGGGCUCCAUCGCACCAGGCAAGCUCCUCUGGAGUACCCGUGCUUGGGAGAUGUUGUUCGGGAGAAGUGUGGCUGAGGUUACGAGGAUGACCGGCGAGGAGGUUAGGUUGUUUGAGCAGAGGGUUUGUUGGCUGAGGUGUCAUCUUGUUGUUGGGUGGUCGGUGGAGGUUGGGAGACUUGGGGUGUUGGGUGUGUUGAUGUAG